Hippocampus comes (tiger tail seahorse) is the source of this 2533-nucleotide messenger RNA. RefSeq names its product zinc finger, RAN-binding domain containing 1a (gene zranb1a). The coding region runs from base 361 to 2505 and encodes 714 amino acids. Gene Ontology annotation, molecular function: cysteine-type deubiquitinase activity; K63-linked polyubiquitin modification-dependent protein binding. Gene Ontology annotation, biological process: cytoskeleton organization; protein K29-linked deubiquitination; positive regulation of Wnt signaling pathway. The transcript is spliced from 10 exons. Gene Ontology annotation, cellular component: nucleus; cytoplasm. NCBI's taxonomy places the organism in Eukaryota, Metazoa, Chordata, Actinopteri, Syngnathiformes, Syngnathidae. The record is from RefSeq and is a predicted model, not a curated record.
UGGGCCAGCUGAUUUGUGACGUCCACGGGCCCAGCGUUUAUUUGGGCUCUGGCUACGCUUUCGUCUCCGCAUAGCCGCCAUUAAAAAAACAUAAACAAAAAGCAACAAAACACGACAAAAAAAUCAACGAAGGUCGUGGCCAUUCACAGGCCCGGCCGACGGACGAACUGUUUCUUCCGCGGCGUGGUGAAAGUGUCCGUCGAGGUAAACAUGUGAGAGGAUAAAAGGCGUUUGAAGACGUCGAUUCGGGAAAGAUUCGACCGAGCAGUAGGCGGCGGCGCAGGAAUUGGAAGGGGGACCUCACGACAAGCCAUUGUUGUGGUUCCCCAAACAACACGUCAAGGGAGACGGUGAUCCACGAUGACGGACACGAGGGAGAAAUGGGCCUGUGACUACUGCACCUACGAGAACUGGCCCUCCGCCACCAAGUGCACCAUGUGCCGCGCUCACAGGUCCCGCGUUCCCAUCAUCACGGAGGAGCCGUACAAAAGCGGGCCCGACGUGGACCCGGCGCGCCGCCCGUGGGACCUCCGCACCAGCGAGGGCGGCAGCGGCAGCCUCCUCAUCUGCCCGGACUCCAGCGCCAGGCCCCGCGUGCGGCCGGCCAGCAUGGCGGAGAUCGCCACCAAGUGGUCCUGCCACAUGUGCACCUAUCUAAACUGGCCCCGAGCUGUCCGCUGCACGCAGUGUCUGUGCCGGCGCCCCAAAAACGGCAGCCCGACCGAGUCGCCCCACGCCUCCGGCUGCCGCCCGGCACCGCCCUGCUUUCCCGCGGACCCGUGCGAGGAGUACAACGACCGCAACCGCCUGAACACCCACCAGCAGUACUGGACUUGCUCGUCGUGCACUUACCAGAACUUGCCCGUAACGCUCACGUGCGUGGUGUGCGACCACCCGCAGGCCAUCGAGCUGGCCGCCCCGUCCACCGAGCGCUCGCCCGUCAUCAAUGAGCAGGAACAGGCGCGGCGGAGGGGUCGCGUGGGCGGCGGCUGCGGCACCGGUCCUCUCGGCCAGAGGAGGUCGCCUUCUUUGGCCGAGAGCGAGGCCAGCGUCCAAAUGGACUUCCAGAGAAUCGAAGUGGCGGCGGGAGCUGUGAGCGGCAAGGACGAGCAGGAGACAGACUUCAAGAAGCUCAAGCAGAUACGAAACCGCAUGAGGAAAACGGACUGGCUAUUUCUCAGCGCUUGUGCCGGAGUGGUGGAAGGAGACCUGGCGCCGGUGGAGGCGUACAAGUCGUCGGGCGGCGACAUUGCGCGGCAGCUGACCGCCGACGAGGUGCAACUGCUCAACCGAGCGUCGGCAUUCGACGCGGGCUUCACGUUGGUGCACCUGGCCAUUCGCUUCCAGAGGCAGGACAUGCUCGCCGUCCUCCUCACCGAGGUGACUCAGCGGGCGGCCAAGUGCAUCCCGUCCAUGGCGUGCCCCGAGCUGACGGAGCAGAUCCGCCGGGAGAUCGCCGCGUCGCUGCAUCAGCGCAAGGGCGACUUUGCCUGCUACUUCCUCAGCGACCUGGUCACCUUCACGCUGCCCGCCGAUAUUGAGGACCUGCCCCCCGCCGUCCAGGAGAAACUUUUUGAUGAGGUUCUCGAUCGGGACGUGCAAAAAGAACUGGAGGAAGAAUCGCCGGUCAUCAACUGGUCGAUGGAGCUGGGCACGCGUCUGGACAGCCGCCUGUACGCGCUGUGGAACCGCACGGCCGGCGACUGCCUGCUGGACUCGGUUCUGCAGGCCACGUGGGGCAUCUACGACAAGGACUCGGUCUUGCGCAAGACGCUCCACGACAGCCUGCACGACUGCUCGCACUGGUUUUACACUCGCUGGAAGGAGUGGGAAUCGUGGUACUCACAAAGCUUCGGUCUUCACUUUUCUCUGCGGGAGGAGCAGUGGCAGGAGGACUGGGCCUUCAUCUUGUCUCUGGCCAGCCAGCCCGGGGCAAGCCUGGAGCAGACCCACAUUUUCGUGCUGGCACACAUCCUCCGCAGGCCCAUCAUCGUUUACGGCGUGAAGUACUACAAAAGUUUCCGAGGGGAGACUUUAGGCUACGCGCGAUUUCAAGGCGUGUACUUACCGCUGCUGUGGGAGCAAAGCUUCUGCUGGAAGAGCCCCAUCGCGCUGGGCUACACGCGCGGCCACUUCUCGGCCCUGGUGGCCAUGGAGAACGACGGCUACGGCGACAAUCGCGGCGCGGGCGCCAACCUCAACACGGACGACGACGUCACCGUCACCUUCCUGCCUCUGGUGGACAGCGAGCGCAAGCUGCUGCACAUCCACUUCCUGUCAGCGCAGGAGAUGGGCAACGAGGAGCAGCAGGAGAAGCUUCUGCGCUCGUGGCUGGACUGCAGCGUGACGGACGGCGGCAUGCUGGCCGCCGUGCAGAAGAGCUCGCGGCGCCGCAACCACCCGCUGGUCACGCAGAUGCUGGAGAAGUGGCUGGACACCUACCGACAAAUACGACCCUGCGCCGCGCUCUCUGACGGUGAGGAGGACGAUGAUGACGACGAAUGAGUGACGCACACACUUAUUAAAAAAAAAA